AUGGUCACGGGAACCUUCAUUGGCUCCGUAGCAGAUGCCUGGGGCCGCAAGUUCUGCUCGGUGCUGUACUGUGUGCUGUACGCCCUUGCCUGUGUCACAAAACACGUCAACUCUUAUUCAGUUCUUAUGCUUGGCCGUCUCCUGGGUGGUGCUGCAACAUCCCUUCUUUUCAGCACGUUUGAAUGCUGGAUGGUGGGAGAACAUCGACGAUGUGGGUUUCCCGACGACUUGCUGCGAUACAUGUUUGGCUUGAUGUUUUUCGUGCAAUACUUGGCAGCAAUCGGGGCCGGCUUGCUAGCACAGUUUGCCGCAUCUUCUGUCCCGCUGACGCAAGUAUCGGACACAGUCUGGUAUGGCGGUGUCACAACCCCAUUUGAUGUGUCCUUCGUGUUUCUGGUGGCAGCGAUCCCGUUCAUUUGCUACUUGUGGCAGGAAAAUUAUGGUGAGAGCUCAGACGAGACUGGCGGAGAAGGUUUUGCGCAGAUCGCAACGUCGUUCCAGGCGGGCUUGCGGGCGAUGUCUUCAAGUUAUGAAGUCCCCCUUCUUGGUCUGGCGGUGGCUUCAUUUGAGAGCUCGAUGUACGCGUUUGUUUUCAACUGGACACCGGCACUGGAUUCUGGCUCUGCGACCACCCCACCGCAUGGGCUGAUAUUCAGUGCGUUCAUGAUGGCUUGCAUGUGUGGAUCUUCCUUAUUCAGUCUGCUCGACACGAAGAUGCAGCCGGUCAAGGUCCUCAUUCCCAUCUGCUUGGCUGCGGCAUCUGCUUUGGGUCUUGUUGCUGUGUCCCUGUAUACAGCCUACAGUGAACUGGCAAUAUUCUUGGGCUUCCUAGCGUUUGAAGCAUGCGUUGGAGCAUACUUUCCGUGUGUCAGCACUGUGAAAAGCGCAGUGGUUCCGGAGCAGGCACGAGCAGGCGUCUACAAUGUAUACCGUGUGCCGCUCAACUUGUGCGUGGUGCUCCUUCUUCUCGCAGACUUUGAGCUGAAGGAUUCCUUCGCUCUCUGCAGCGCGCUGCUGGUCUUCGCUGUGUUCGCAGUUGCACUCAUUGCCAGACGCUCUGAGUAA
This is a messenger RNA of Symbiodinium natans, 1065 nucleotides long. The record is from the annotation of a GenBank genome assembly. Lineage: Eukaryota; Dinophyceae; Suessiales; Symbiodiniaceae.